CCAUGGGCAAUGCAAAACCUACCCUCUGAAGCCAUUAUAUAAACUGAGUCUGUCACCGAGAAGAAGAGCAAGAGCAAAAGCAAAAGUAGUCAAGUGUGAUUCUUAUCUCCAAGAACAAGAACAGCAAUGGCGAUGAUGGGCCCUCAGUGCUGCCAAAACCCGCCCGUUAAGAUCCCGAAUGCCGGGUCGGGUCACGUCGAGAAGCUCGGUGGCCUUGACGCCUAUGUCACUGGCUCCCCUGAUUCCAAGUUCGCCAUUCUUCUCGCCUCUGAUGCUUUCGGAUUUGAAGCUCCAAACUUGAGGAAACUCGCUGACAAGGUUGCAGCCGCUGGGUUCUAUGUGGUGGUUCCUGACUUCUUCCAUGGAGAUUCCUACACGCCCGAGAAUCAGGAUCGACCUCUUCCUGUCUGGAUCAAGGAUCAUGGACCAGAGAAGGGAUUUGAGUACUCAAAGCCAGUUAUUGAGGCUUUGAAGAGCAAAGGCAUAGACGCCAUUGGAGCAACAGGGGUCUGCUUCGGUGCAAAGGUUGUGGUGGAACUGGCAAAACGCCAGCUUAUUCAAUCAGCUGUUUUGCUUCAUCCUUCUCUCGUCUCUGUCGACGAUAUCAAGGAGGUCAAGACUCCAAUUGCUGUGCUAGGGGCUGAGAUUGAUGGCACGACCCCACCUGAGCUCGUGAAGAAAUUUUCAGAAGCUCUGGCUUCCAAACCCGAUGUGAAGAGCUACGUGAAGAUAUACCCAAAUGUGGAGCAUGGAUGGAGCGUUAGGUACGAAGAGAGUGAUGCAGAAGCGGUUAAAGCUGCUGAAGAGGCUCAUAAGGACAUGCUGGAGUGGUCUUUGAUCCAUGUCAAGUGAAAGAUCAGAGUUUGGAUCUUUCAUUUUGGUGUGUGUGUGUAUGUAUGUAUCAUUCUUUGUAUGAAUGGUAUAUAUGUGUAUACAUAUCCAGAAAACUAUCAAAUCUAUCAGACCCAUGAGCUGUGAUGUCUUGUCUGAAUGUCAGUCCUAUGCAAUCUUGUAUGAAAGGUUUGUGUUUUAUUAAUGCUUGUAAUGCUUGUGAUGGUUGUGUUUAUGUAUGAUGUAAUAAAAUCAUGGGUCAUGUCAUGUG
This is a messenger RNA of Tarenaya hassleriana, 1102 nucleotides long. Its product is annotated as endo-1,3;1,4-beta-D-glucanase-like. Gene Ontology annotation, molecular function: hydrolase activity. NCBI's taxonomy places the organism in Eukaryota, Viridiplantae, Streptophyta, Magnoliopsida, Brassicales, Cleomaceae. The transcript is spliced from 7 exons. The record is from RefSeq and is a predicted model, not a curated record. The coding region runs from base 127 to 852 and encodes 241 amino acids.